This is a messenger RNA of Plenodomus lingam JN3, 1176 nucleotides long. RefSeq lists its product as uncharacterized. Gene Ontology annotation, biological process: spliceosomal complex disassembly. The record is from RefSeq and is a predicted model, not a curated record. Gene Ontology annotation, molecular function: nucleic acid binding. Lineage: Eukaryota; Fungi; Ascomycota; Dothideomycetes; Pleosporales; Leptosphaeriaceae. Gene Ontology annotation, cellular component: spliceosomal complex.
AUGUCAAAUAGCGACAAAGACCUGGCCGACCUGGCAAAGUCCACGACCGACGACUUGUACGAAUUACUCGGCGUAACCCACGACUCCUCAGAACAAGAUAUCAAAAAAGCCUACCGCAAAGCCUCGAUCAAAUACCAUCCCGACAAAAAUCCCGACAACAAAGAUGCUGCCGACCGUUUCAUCUACCUCGGCUGGGCGCGCGACAUCCUCAUGUCGCCAGAGCUCAAGGGCGAAUAUGACCGGGCACGAACACGGCGGCGAGAGAAGACGCUGCAGGAUGAGUUACUCGAUGGGCGGAGGAGGAAAAUGAAGGACGAUCUGGAGAGGAGGGAAAGGGAGGGUAGGGAGUGGAUGGGGGGGUUGAAGAGGAAGAGGGCUGAGGAGAUGAGCGAGAAUGAGAAGAGGGAAGAGGAAGUCAGACGGUUGGCCGAGGAUGGGAAGAGGAGGAGAAAGGAGGCCCAGGAGCGGAUUUUACGGCGAAGGAGAGAGGAGGAAGAGGCGAGUGUCGUUGACCUAGAAGACACGACCACACCAGCGCAGCCCGUCAGACCUGGCCAGUCUCCUGAAAUCCAUCGCACAAUCAAAGUUCGCUUCCAAAGAGAGGGGGACGCGCUAAACUGGGACAAGGAUAUACUGCGAACCACAUUCAGUCAAUACGGCAAGAUCGACAGUGUAGUCAUGGGCAAAGACAAGAAGAUUCGACAGUCAGGGUCGAAACACAGAUCUCUCAUCGCAACCGCCUUCAUCAUAUACACCCGCAUCGACCACGCCCACGCCGCCGUCCUCGAUGCAAAAUCAGAUCAUCCACUCCUCGAAUCCGUAGCCUGGGCAAAUGGCGAACCAGAUUUAUCGUCUUCCACCACUUCCUACCCGCCCUCCGCCACCGCACAACAACCCCAACAACCCCCAAAAUCCACUACCACAACACCACACGAAACGCCCCUCUCGACACCAAACCGCCCUUCCUUUCGCUCCUCAAUCAAUCUAGGUGGUGCGGGAAAACCGCCAGCCUUUGCACCCAGCUCAACAACGCCCCUCGGUACACCCAAAUUCUCUUUCAGUCCCAAGACGCCUAGUCUAGAGGAAGUGACUAUGAUGCGGCUCAAACAGGCAGAGAAGAAGAGGUUAGAAGAGCAGAUUAGAAGAGAGGAGGCCGUGCAGGGCGGGGGCUUAUAG